Molecule: messenger RNA, 970 nt
Organism: Salvia hispanica
Lineage: Eukaryota; Viridiplantae; Streptophyta; Magnoliopsida; Lamiales; Lamiaceae
Gene: ATPD
Product: F-type H+-transporting ATPase subunit delta
Biological process (GO): proton motive force-driven ATP synthesis
Molecular function (GO): proton-transporting ATP synthase activity, rotational mechanism
Source: RefSeq, a predicted model, not a curated record
CCAUUCUCUUCCAAAACCCUUUAGCCAAAUUUCACAAAGUUCACUAGUCGUCACUCCCCAGCACCACCUGCCGCCGCCGUCAGCAAUGGCCGCCGCAGCCUCCUUGCAGCCGGCUCCUGUAACCUUCCAGCACCGCUCGUCGUCCGAAUUCCACUCCAAACCGCCAACGCGCCUCGCCCUAACCUCAACCCUUAAAACCCCCAAACUCACAAUCAAACCCCUCCGCCGCCGCGGCGGUGCCACGAUGUCGAAUACCGCCUCCGGAAGCUACGCGAGCGCGCUCGCCGACGUGGCGAGGAACAACAACACGCUGGAGAAGACCUUCGCCGACGUGGAGAAGAUCGAAAAAAUCUUCUCCGACGACUCCGUCCUCCGAUUCUUCGCGAAUCCGACGAUCGGCGACGCGGAGAAGCGCGGCGUGGUGGAGGAGAUCGCGAGGUCGUCGGCGCUGCAGCCGCACGUGGCGAAUUUCCUGAACAUCCUGGUGGAGAUGAGGCGGAUGGAUCUGGUGAGGGAGAUCGCGAAGGAGUUCGAGACGGUGUACAAUGAUGUGACGAAGACGGAGGUGGCGGUGGUGACGUCGGUGGUGAAGCUGGAGUCGCAGCACCUGGCGCAGAUCGCGAGGGGGGUGCAGAAGCUGACCGGGGCGAGGAAUGUCCGGAUCCGGACGGCGAUCGAUCCGGGUCUGGUGGCCGGGUUCACGAUCCGGUACGGGAAUUCCGGGUCGAAGCUGAUUGAUAUGAGCGUGAAGAAGCAGCUCGAUGAGAUCGCGGCACAACUGGAGCUCGGUGAUAUUCAGUUAGCUGUUUAAUUUGGGGGAAGAAAUUAAUUGCGAUAUUUUGAUCAUUUGAAAAUGUGAAAAGAGUGUUCAUUUCAAUGCUUUCCUUGUUAAAUUCUUUUCAGUUAUGAAUUAGGAGUGUCAUUUUGUAAUCGAACCUCUUUUUUACUCGAUUUUUGGUUAAUUAUUUUA